Brassica rapa (field mustard) is the source of this 5960-nucleotide messenger RNA. RefSeq lists its product as uncharacterized. Lineage: Eukaryota; Viridiplantae; Streptophyta; Magnoliopsida; Brassicales; Brassicaceae. The record is from RefSeq and is a predicted model, not a curated record. Gene Ontology annotation, biological process: negative regulation of cell population proliferation.
GCAGUUCAUUAAUUUAUUACAAGAAUUUAUUUUUCUUAAUGAUAGUCACCAAACGCAACAACAAAAAUAAUGAAUCGUCAGAUAUUGUUCAUUAUCAAUUUUUAAUUGUUGUUGUUCGAAACAUAUUUGUGUGUUACUGUUUUUAUUUUAUUUAUUCUAACUCGAAAUUAUUAUACUUUAAAGUGACAGUAGUAUUACUGUGCACACUAUUUAUGAGUUGAAAAAAAUUGGCACAGAUUUUGGAAAGGUGGACAUCUGAUCUGAUCUUUUAUGAGUGGUAAAUAAUCACAUGCCACUUCACCAAAUAUAAUAGUGUUCACAUCAAAUGAAAUGUUGAAAUCAUGAUAGUAGAUAAAACAUAUUUAAUAAUCCGAUAGAAAACGACUUAAUACUCACUUUAGUUGGUUAAUACAUCAAAAGGAAAAGUAAUGCAUGCAAGCUAGCUUGAAUUGUCGUAGUUGGAACUAUUUAAUGUCCCAUUUAGACAAUUUACUUGUGGAUUACGUUUCAUUAAUUUAUCACUAACUAGAACAUGUGUUUUACAUUUCAUGUGGUUACAAACUAGUAAUGUCAUCCUAAUGAAAUGAGUUAAUAACUUGUUAGAAAAUACUUUCCAUCUGACAAUAUACAACGCUCACAUAGUAACAAUUAAUCCAUUAUAUUAUCAACGGCUGAUGGGGCUCUGGAUGCCGGGAACUUUCAAAGCUUAUAGAAAAAUUAAGAAAUUAUAUGUGUUGUAAAUAUAAACAUGUUUGUGUGAAAAUAAUGUGAAAAUUUAAGAAUAGACCAACGAAAAAUCUUGUUGGCCGACGUAUGAAAAAUUGAGAUGGACCAAUUAUGAGAGAUGGUGGCACAUGGUGAGGGGGUUGGCCGAAUGUGAAGAAUGGAUAGGCUGAUAUGGAUUAUAUACUAUUCUGUAAUUUGAUUUUGAAAAAUAUGAAAUGGUGACAUGGUGAAUGUGUAUAGAGUGUACAGUUGUUAUCAAUAACAUGGUCGUCUUUUGUUUGGUUAUAGUGAGGCAAAUUAAUUCGAUGCGUGUUCGAGUGGACUCUAUAUCAAGAGAAUCUAUAAUUAGUGGGUUUGUGGUCGGACACAUCAAAAUCCAUGACCAUGUGGAUGUCAUAUUCAUCAUCGUUGUACAUGUGAUGAUGACGACUAACUAUCAACUAGUUUACUAUUUUCUUCUGAGAAUAAGUUGAUCUCUCAUAAACGUAUGGACGCUUAAUCCGAAUUUAACUUUCAUUAGUUUGUUUUUGAUGUAUAUAUUUUUCAUCAUGGUUGUAAACGUGAUGAUAAAUGUUUAAUAUGAUCUUUGGAUUGAAAUUUGAUGUAUAUAUUUUUCAUCAUGGUUGUAAACGUGAUGAUAAAUGUUUACUAUGAUCUUUGGAUUGAAUACGAUCGCUGAACCUUGAGAGUAGAAGUAUUCAAGCCAAAACCAAGUAAAAACAUUAAAGCAUUAAGAUUAAAGCAUCAAACGUUCCAAAGAUUGACAUGUUGCAGAUAUAGAUAUAAAUAGUGGUUUCAAAUUUUUGGAUUGCAGGAAUAUAAAAACCGACCGAGUACAGCUUAUUCGGGUUGGACCGGUUAUGCAACUUAGCAAGGGGCCCAUAAUAGAAACUAAUGAUUGUGGUGGGAGCAAACGAUGCAUGCAAAUGUAGGCAUCACCUGUGACUGGUGUAAUAUGGAAAAAUGAUUCAUUAAUAUCAAAUCUUUGUCUUUUCUUUUUAUUCGUGCAGGGUAUUUUCUGUAUUAUUUAUUUUCCUAUUUUUUUAAAUUAUAAUUAUUUAUCAUCUCACUUCUUGUCUUUUAUUUUGUCUAUUUUUCUGUUCAUCUCUAUAAACUUUUACCCACGAAUUCAAAUUUGAGUCGAUUGUUUCUUCUUUUGGUGUUUUGCAGUACUAAUCAUGACUGUUUCUCUUUUUUCCUAUGCAGUAUGGUAGUUACGAACCGCUUUUCCAAUGUGAUAAAGUCAUAAAACUAGAUUUAUUGCAGGAGGUAGUACAUUUCCAUGUGAAAUUUAUUUUAUUUAUCCCAUUUAUAAGUCUUUAAAAACUGUCGAUAUUCAUAAAAUACUAAGUGAUAUGGGGGCAUUUUAAAAACGUUUUGUAACAAAAAGACACUUCAUAAAAUUAAGGCACUCAAUAUUAUCAUAUCCAAUGUGAUAACAAAAUUAGAUUUAAUAGGAAGAAUCGAAUCUAAAAACGGCAAGUUAGAGAAAAAAAAAAUCGUUUUACUUUAUAAUUUUUUGAAAAAUAAAUACCGUAAACUAUUGCAUAGUGUGUGGGGAUUAAGACCGGUUGUGAUUACAGAAGUACAUACCACAUGAAAACUUAUUUGUUUGACCCCAUGAAGAUUUUGAAAAGUCUUGUGGAUGAUUGAAUAUAACAUAUGUAUAUAGGCUGAUUAACAUUUUAAUUCACUUUAGUUAAAAUAAUAACAGAUUUGUAUUUGUUUAGAAUAUUCAAUUUAUUUUAUAUUAUAAAACUAAGAAAGGUUUAAUAAAAUAAUUUUCAUAUUUAAUAGAAAUAUAUAUAUAUAUAUAUAUAUAUAUAUAUGUAUGAAAAACUAAAUUAUUAGAGCCUCUUUAACGUUGUCAAUCCACAUGGAAUUCUUAAAUAACAAAAAAAAUUUUUUAAUAAAAUUAAAUUAUUUAAUUAAAUUUGUUUUUGUUUUUAAAAUCAAACUAGUAAAUGAUUGACAUUUGGACAAUGAAGUUAGUAUGAAGUUCUAAAUCUUCUACUUUUUUUUCACCUUUUCUCUCUUCUCCCUUUAAUAUUUUUUUUUUAUUUUUAAUAAUUGGAUACUAUAAUAUCCCCAUAAUAUAUCUUUGUUAAAGCAAAUUCAUUCAGACUUUAAUAUGCGGUUGUUCAAAAAGGAAAGUAUGGGUCACAUCUAUUAUGACACCUAGAGCCCAUAAAAGCCCAAUAAGUAAGAGUUCGAUUGGAGGAAAGGUUCCCUGCAAUUCAAUAUUUUACACCGAUGUAACCAUAUGGGAUAAGGAUUUGAGUAUAACUGUAUAAGUAAUUUUGAUAACAUAAUUAUGAGAUGUGAUUAGAAUUUUAUUAUUAGUAAUUUUGAUCGCAUGACAACCAAUGUGCCAAUCAAUGGAGUAGGAGUUAGUUUUGUGGGAUUAGAUUUCGACUGUUACUAGUUUCUGAAUAAUUUCUCAGUACGUGUAGCUAAUCGAAACAUUGAUGUAUAUUAGUUUUCUAUAGGCCCAUGAAAUAUAUAAACAUCAUUGAAGUAUUAUGUAUGAACAAAUUCUAAAUCAACGUUUCUGUUUCUCUAAAAUUGUUCAUAUUAUACUGUAGAUGUAAACAUUUAUCACAUAACAAGUCCUGUAGUUAAUAAUAAGAGAGGAAUAUAUAACAAGGUUGGUAUCAAUAUACACGAGGGGUCCAAAAUAAAAUCACUAAUUCCAAGAUAUCAGAUGCUUCAUAAAACAGAAACUAAUCACCCUACUAUAAAGUCUAUAAUCAUGAUUAGUAAACCAAACUUGUAUUACAGGAUCGAAACUAGUACUUGAUGCGUUGAACCGUACAGUGUUUUUAAUUACGGACAUAAUCUUUGAUUAAUCCAAGGCAAAGAUACUGCAUAAUGAUACUAAAAUUAUGUUCAAGUUCACUGUUACAUAACUAGAUUUUGAUUCGCGGAUCCAUGCGGAUUUUUACUUUGUAUACUAAAAUAUUUUAGUUUAUAUAAUAAAAUUUAUCACUAAAUUAAUGUAAUUUAUAUGUAUUAUAUAACUCUAUAAUAUCCAUAAUUUAAGUAGCUUAUAUUGUUAUUACUAUAAAUUUUGUAACAAAUUUUAUUUUGAGAAUAUUAUUAUGUAACAAUACUAUAUUAUAUAAUUAUUAAUUUUAUCUAAAUUCAAAAUGUAUGUGGAAGUCAAAUUAAAUUGGAUCUACAUAAUAGAGAAGAAAUAUUUUGAAAUAUUAUUAAGAACAACAAACAAUAUAGUUUUUAAAAAACUAUAAUAUACUGUACAUGCAAAAUUAUUUUGUAGUAAAAAUUUUAUUUGAAAAAUUACCUGAAAUACAUAAAGUUGGAUGAUAUAUUUUUAUUUUAUUUCAUUUUAUUUGCAAUAGAAAUGGAUAUUUUUUCUAACAAAAUCUUCUUAACAUCUUUAUAAAAUGUAUUUCAGAAAAUUAAUUAAUUUAAAUAUUUGCCUAUCAUUAAAAUAUAAUUAAAAUAUUUUAUAUGAUUUUUUUCAUUCAUAAAACAAAAAUAAAUUUAAUUUGAAAUUAUAAUUAUAUUUUGUAAUAGUUAAAAUUUAAAUUAAUUUAUUUUCGAAAAUAAAAUUUAAAAUGUUUCUGAAAAUUUGAUAAUUACAUUAUGUAAGAUAAAAAGGUUAAAAGAUAUGAUAAUUAAAUUAUGUAAAAUUUGAUAAACAUUCAAGAGGAUAAUCCAUUUUAAAAUAUCCAUAUAAAAGAAGUCAUAACUUCUGUUUUAAUAUAAUAUAAUAUAAUAGAUUAUUUUGGAACAAAACAUCAAUAAGAAAAUUAAUCACAUCAGUAUUAGUCAGGAGACAAGAUAAACAAAGGUUGUCUGGAUUAUGCCAAACAGUAAGCAUGCAGUCACGCGAAUAUCACGUGUUGUGGCUCCACAUCUUCCUUUGCUACCAUUUCAGGACUUGUCUCUGUUAAGUUACUUUGUUCGCUUCAAAAGCAUUGUUUUUGUCGGCCAAUAACAUUGCAUUAUUGAUCAUUUCUAGUAACAUACUGAGAUUAAAAUGUGUUUGCUGGUUUAUUUUUAUUAUAAAAUUCAAAUGGAAUCUUGAAUAUUGAUGGAGUUUAAACGUAAACCAGAUUGAUCCAUUAAAUAAAUAAAAAUAUUUCUCAACAAAAAUCUGAAAAAGAGAUAACCCCGCAUACGUAACAUCUAAUUGAGAUAUGUCCACAUAAUCUGGACUCGCAUACUAAAAGAAAAUUAUACCUGCUGAUUCGUACAUAUGAAAGAAAUUAAAGUACAAAUUUAAUGUGUUUUCAUCCGCAAAUCAUAAAGUCAUUUGUCUUGAAACACACACAUGGAAAACAUAACUAGUGUAUGGUGACCAUUGAUUAAACAGUUCCCCGUAUUUUAUGCGUUGGUUACCAUAAAAUGUGACUAAUUAAAUUGGUUACCAAAGAAAUACUAUUUCUGAGUUGUAUGGUUUAAGUGGAAACUAUGAAGCAAGGCCAGGUUCAAGUUAUGCUUGAUUGCAUGGUGGAACACGAGAAAAAACAUAUGGGAUUGUGUUUUACAUGCACUUAUUUUGAUAACAGUAUUAGUUUAGGAUCGAUUGACAAAACUUAAAGUAAUAAGCUCAAGUUUCAAUUUUGUUGGGUUUUAUGAAGUCAUGGAUAUAUAUUUUAUCUGUUUUAUCAUAGGUGUGUGUGUUUAUGAUUUUUUAUGAAGUCAUUAAUAUAUUUUCUAAGUUGGAUAUGUAUAAUUUUAGUUGAUAAUGUAACUAAGCAUGCAUGCCACAAGUUCUGUCCAUAUAUACACACACUCCUCCACAAGUUAAGUCUACUUCAAAACCAGUCCUCUUCUAUCAAAACUCUUUCUUCUCUAUCAGUCUAAAACUACAAAAAAAACAAUUCUGCUUUGUAGCUUACUCCUAAAGAGACCAAACAAGUAUCAUUUCAUUCUCAGCAGUCACCAGUGACGACUUCUGUUCAACCAUUGUUAUAUAGAAGCCUGAAAAAUGGAAAUGGAGAGGGUCGUAAGAAGCUCAGAGAGAUCAAAGGAAAAGAAGAGAUCAAUAAGUAGAAGAUUGGGGAAGUAUAUGAAAGAACAGAAGGGAAGGGUUUACAUCAUUAGAAGAUGCGUAGUCAUGCUCCUUUGUUGGCAUGAUUGAUCCCAAAAUAAACAAGUUUUUAGACAAUUCCAAGUUCAAAUGUUAUGUAUCCACUUGCCAUGCGUGUGUGUAUGUGUGUGCAUGUGGACAACUAAUCAAGUGAGGGGAGAGUGGUGUUAGG